AUGUCUGGUGCUACAGGAGAACGCCCUUUUUCUGAUGUUUUAACCAGUAUUCGUUACUGGGAAAUUCACAGUAUUACCAUUCCGUCUUUAUUUAUUGCCGGGUGGUUAUUUGUGAGUACAGGUCUUGCUUAUGAUAUUUUUGGCAGUCCAAGACCAAGUGAGUAUUUUACUGAAGAUCGACAAGAAACCCCACUCAUUACGGAUCGUUUUAACGCUUUAGAUCAAGUAAAACAAUUAUCUCAAAAUUUUUAUCAUAUGACAGCAAGAAAAUCCUAUACUUAUCCUAUUUUUACUGUACGUUGGCUUGCUAUACACGCAUUAGCAGUACCUACAGUUUUCUUUUUAGGUGCUAUUACGGCUAUGCAAUUUAUUCAACGUUAA
Auxenochlorella protothecoides is the source of this 381-nucleotide messenger RNA. RefSeq names its product Cytochrome b559 subunit alpha. Gene Ontology annotation, biological process: photosynthesis; photosynthesis, light reaction; photosynthetic electron transport chain. Gene Ontology annotation, molecular function: metal ion binding; heme binding. Gene Ontology annotation, cellular component: photosystem II reaction center; photosystem II; membrane. Bases 1 to 381 code for a protein of 126 amino acids. The transcript has 2 exons. Lineage: Eukaryota; Viridiplantae; Chlorophyta; Trebouxiophyceae; Chlorellales; Chlorellaceae. The record is from RefSeq and is a predicted model, not a curated record.